Molecule: messenger RNA, 1604 nt
Organism: Neofelis nebulosa (Clouded leopard)
Lineage: Eukaryota; Metazoa; Chordata; Mammalia; Carnivora; Felidae
Gene: AMDHD1
Product: amidohydrolase domain containing 1
Exons: 9
Coding region: 90-1370 (426 amino acids)
Cellular component (GO): cytoplasm
Molecular function (GO): imidazolonepropionase activity
Source: RefSeq, a predicted model, not a curated record
GCGGCCCGCCCACCCGCACCCUCCUCCGCCGGCUGGCCUGCCGCGGCUCGAGCUCCGCGGCCACCCGGAGACCCGCGGCGCGCGGCGACAUGGCGGGCGGCCACCGCCUCCUGCUGGAGAACGCGCAGCAAGUGGUGAUGGUGUGCGCCCGCGGCGAGCGCUUCCUGGCGCGGGACGCGCUGCACAGCCUGGCCGUGCUGGAGGGCGCCAGCCUGGUGGUGGGCACGGAUGGGUUUAUAAAAGCCAUUGGUCGGGCUGAUGCUAUCCAAACACUGUUUUCUGAAGAAACGUUUGAAGAAAGAAUUGACUGUUCUGGGAAAUGCAUCUUGCCAGGUUUGGUGGAUGCACACACACAUCCAGUCUGGGCUGGUGAAAGAGUUCACGAGUUUGCAAUGAAGUUGGCAGGAGCCACGUACAUGGAAAUUCACCAGGCUGGAGGAGGCAUCAACUUCACUGUGGAGCACACGCGCCAAGCCUCGGAGGAGGAGCUAUUCUGCUCCUUUCAGCAGCGGUUGCAGUGCAUGAUGAGGGCGGGGACCACACUGGUGGAGUGCAAGAGCGGAUACGGCCUCAACCUGGAGACGGAGCUCAAGAUGCUGCGUGUGAUUGAGCGCGCUCGGCGCCAGGGGCCCAUCGGCAUCUCGGCCACUUACUGUGGGGCUCACUCAGUGCCAAAAGGAAAGACUGCUACAGAAGCUGCUGAUGAAAUCAUCAAUAACCACCUCCCAAAGCUGAAGGAGCUUGGCAGCCGUGGGGAAAUACACGUGGACAAUAUAGAUGUGUUCUGUGAGAAAGGCGUCUUUGAUCUCAAUUCCACCAGAAGGAUUCUUCAAAGUGGAAAAGAUCUAGGAUUACAGAUUAACUUUCAUGGGGAUGAACUCCAUCCUAUGAAGGCUGCUGAGCUGGGAGCUGAGCUGGGAGCUCAGGCGAUCAGUCACCUGGAAGAAGUGAGCGAUGAAGGCAUCGCUGCCAUGGCAACAGCCAGGAGCUCCGCUGUCCUCCUGCCCACCACCGCCUACAUGCUGAGACUGAAGCAACCUCGGGCUAGGAAGAUGUUAGAUGAAGGGGUAAUCGUUGCUCUGGGCAGUGAUUUCAACCCUAACGCAUAUUGCCUUUCAAUGCCAAUGGUCAUGCAUCUGGCCUGUGUGAACAUGAGAAUGUCCAUGCCUGAGGCCUUGGCGGCUGCCACUAUCAAUGCAGCUUAUGCGCUGGGAAAAUCUCACACACAUGGAUCUCUGGAAGUUGGUAAGCAGGGAGAUCUCAUUAUCAUCAAUUCGUCCAGAUGGGAGCAUUUGAUUUACCAGUUUGGAGGCCAUCACGAAUUAAUUGAAUAUGUUAUAGCUAAAGGAAAAGUCAUCUACAAAAAAUGAAAGAUCUGAAAGGAGAGAGAAGACUCUUCGACUGUAUAAGUCAAUGCAGUUGUAGUAAAAGUUAAAAUACCAUAGUAAUUUACCAGGGUGAUGUCAGAUAUAUUUCAGUGCUUUGUUAAUUCACUUGAAAAAACCAAGAGAUAAAUUUAUUUUCUUUUAACAUGUGUACCUGGACAUAUAAAUAGGUAAAUCAAUUGGAUCAUAAUCUUAUAACAUUAAAUCAUCUCACAGAGA